This is a messenger RNA of Juglans microcarpa x Juglans regia, 575 nucleotides long. RefSeq lists its product as uncharacterized. The transcript is spliced from 2 exons. The record is from RefSeq and is a predicted model, not a curated record. Lineage: Eukaryota; Viridiplantae; Streptophyta; Magnoliopsida; Fagales; Juglandaceae. Bases 31 to 561 code for a protein of 176 amino acids.
AUAGUUCAAUAGAACUACUUUAUUAUAUGGAUGCACAUACAAACAGAGAGGAUUUCGAGGAUACAGUUCAGAAGCUCUAUGUAUGUAUUGCUAGGAGGAAGGCAGAUGGGUAGUAUAGAAAAAGGGUUGUUUCUCAUAUUCUUCUCUUACCUAUGUAUUUGUUCAACUUCAUCCCCUCUUUGGAAGGUCUUGCUUUCUUCAGUUCCUCUGCAGGAAACUCACUUGGGAGCAAAGUUUGCUAGCAGGUACGGCAGCGGUUCUGUUGCUGAAAGUGGUGGGAGUGGUAUAAAACAUAACAGGAAGAUUGAAGGUGCCCAUGGUCAUGGAGCUACUAGUGGUGUUGGAUCCAAUGGCAAUGGUGAGAAUGGAAAUAAUGGUGGUACGAAAUCACCUAAUACGCAAGGAGGUACAGCUACCAUCCCAGUAUAUGCGGCCGGUGCUGCCAAUAACCGACACCACAACCAUCAUCGUGGGUCUGGCAACCGCAACCGGAACUCCCUAGGACUUUCAAUCUUGGUUGCAAACACCUUGGCCGCUCUCCUUGCAGGUUUAUAUUACUAACAUCGGGAAACAAA